AUGCCGCUGAACCCGAAGGUCGACCCUCGUUACUUCGUACUCAUUAGACCUGUGCCCAUUCCCACCCAGCAAGGCCUGAAGGUCCAGGCUCGAAGCAACACCAUCUACAACUGCUGGGAUGUCACGAGAGAGCAGGUGUUCCGGGAGAACUACCACCGGAGGAUCAAACAGCUCGCUCAACAGGGCUAUUUCAGCCCCAGCUGGAGGCCCUAUCAGGAUUUCGGGGAGCCUCUUUAUCUUGACCCAAGGAAACUCACCCUCUACGGACUGGGACAGCUACCCCCGGAACUUCCCAGAGAAGAGGUCUGCCUAGAAGAAGUAGUGGAGCAUGUGGAACCAGUGAGUUCGAAGAAGCUGAAACAAAAGGAACCUGAGAAGAAACUCCUGCCUAUUAGACACUUGGAAAAGGAUCUGAGGACUCUCCAUAGAGACCUUCAACAUACAAGGUGCUUGAUCAACUCCGUGAAGAUCGGGCGGGGGUAUUUCCAUACUCUGCACAGAGAGACUGCGGAGAGGAAGAUGGCUCACAAGCUGGAAGAGCAGAAAGAAGAGGAGAGGUGGAAAACUGAAUUUCGGGCCCCUAAAGCCCCAUUGUCCUCAUCGUCAGAUGAGGGGUCAUCUGAUGAAGAAAUAACUGAUUUCUUUAUGACAGAAUGUCCCAUUAUGAGAGAGAGGCAGAGGAAGCAGAAGAAGAAAAGGAUCCGGCCGUUCACUCCGUUCUAUAACGGCCUGCUGGCACAAAAACAUCCGGAUGAGCAUUUUGAAUCCAUCUUUCGGCAGCUCUGUGCCCUCAACUGGCUCUUGGAAGCGCUGACUCUUGAACCCAACACCAGCAUGAAGCCUCUGAUCACGUGCUGGAAUCCCAGGGACUAUGGUGGUGGGAAAAGCUCCAUGAAGGUGGUCAAUAAAGAAAAGGCAGUGAGGACUCGAUGGGAACACUUUCUCCUGCACACAAAGGGCAGGAGGUUCACCCAGAAAGGGAUCAUCCGCGGUCCAGUCAGCAAGAAAAUGCUCAAGAGGCCCUCCACCGUGAGCAUGACCAAGGUGUCCUCCGCGCACAGCAAGACCACGCUGACCAGCACCAGCUCCCUGACGCCCGUCUCCGACGAGGUGGUGCAGCUCCCUUCCGACAGCGCCAAGGAGGUGGACGAGAUGGAGUCCAGCUACAGCAAGCAGACCAAGGAGGAGGAGGAGCCCCUGAGCUACUACCUGCAGACGUUGCUUCAGAUGAUCCACGAAGACGUGGCGAAGAAUUUUAGUAAAGAAAACAUGUUUUGGAGCACGAAACGGCCCCAGUCGCACGCCUUGUCGAGGAUCUCCGAUCCAGAGAGCGACGUAUCGUUUGGGCAGCGGCCCAAAAGCUCAGUUUCAUCUUCGAAGGAUGACAAAACCAGCACGGGAGCUAUGAGAGAUGGGACCUCAGAGCAGAGGCCCAAGAGCUCCCUGGCAGUGACCCUGAGAGAAGACAUUACGACGACAGCAAUCUAUUUGGAUGAGGAGAGCUCCGAGCAGAUCGGCCAGCCUCAGAGCUCCUUCAUCAGAAGGAAAAAAGAAAUGUGCAACGAGAUGAAGGAGCUGUUUUUCGAGGUGGCCCAAGAAAACGCUUUCAGGCUGCACGACCAGCUGGACAUCUUGGAAAAGAGGCGAGAGGAGAAGAGUAGGCAGAAGUUUGUGUGUCUGAGGAGCACCACCAAGCUACGGAAAGACCUCGAGCGCAUGAGGCAUUCGGUCCUGGGGAGAGAACCAGAGCAAGACGCAGAGGAAGAGAACUGGUUUUCCACUUUGCUGGAAAGGAUCCCGGAGGACGUCAGGCGAGACCGCCGUACCCAGAAAGUCCUUAAGAAACUGGAACGGUUUGGGAGGAAUCCGGACUUGCGCAUCCGUCCGCCCACCUUCCUGAAAGUGUUGGGCGAGCUUCGGAUCUGGGAAAUUUGCUCUCCGAACAUCAGCGCAGCUGUGGAGUUCCUGCGUGAACAUGUUGUGGAGAUGCCUGCAGAUGAUUACAAACAGUGGCUGCAGUCCCGAGUGCCAAUCCCCAAACGAACGCAAAGCGCCCCGCCGCUAUGUUGAACAGGGUCAAACG
Elgaria multicarinata webbii is the source of this 2083-nucleotide messenger RNA. It is a transcript of the gene CCDC60, whose product is annotated as coiled-coil domain containing 60. The coding region runs from base 1 to 2070 and encodes 689 amino acids. NCBI's taxonomy places the organism in Eukaryota, Metazoa, Chordata, Lepidosauria, Squamata, Anguidae. The transcript is spliced from 16 exons. The record is from RefSeq and is a predicted model, not a curated record.